CCAAAUUUAAGACUUGUCUUGUGCCUUUGGAAUUAAGUCGUCUUGUGAAGUGACAAGAACCUAAAAACCAUUUUUGUACGUUGUAUACCACACUAAAUAUAUACGAACUAAUCUGAAUGCUUAAAGCAAUUUUUUUUUGUAUAAAUAUAAAUGGGGGAACAGAAGUAAUUCGUUCGUUCCUGCGUACGACGAUCACAAUAAAAAUAAAAAUGUAUUUGUGAAGGGUGUGCACAAGACCGCAUAUAUAUUUAUAUAGAUUCUAAAGAGGAACACGGGUACAAUUUCGUUAUAUGUAUGUACACAUUAACCAAAGUUUUGUAUAUAAAAAGUUUUUAACGGUCGACCGGUGCGUCAUUUUUAAAGCGCCAGAUGGAAAUUCAUUCUGGUAAAAGGUGUGCAUACGAUAGUGUCGUUAUUCGAAUUGCUCUAGUAAAUGCAGAAUAAAGUUCGCUUAAUUUAAUGGAAACGAACUGAUUAACACUCAAAAGUGGAUUAUUCGCUAGUCUGAUACAUAAACAGCGCAACGGGAUUAAGUGAUGCGCCGGAAAUCGUAAGAAUAAGUGGUUAAGUGAGCGAAAUAAUUAAAGAGAAAAUAAAGUGCUUGUGAACCCUAUAAAAUGUCGCUACACAACUAUACAAAUCCGGCAUUUUGCCAACAAAGUGAAUUUUAUCCGAAUCCCAGUAAUUCUGUUCCAAACAAGUCUCCAAUCAAAAUUUACCGAAGUGAAUCCGUUCGAUCUUUCAAGCAAACGACGCGGAUCAGACAACAACAACAAAACUAUUCACCAAUACCACCGAAAGUCGGACCGAAGCCACAAGUUAAUUUGAGCAACAGAUACGCCGAACAACCCUUCAAGAACACGUACGAACAGGUGAACGCUUCGGUUCAACGAAAUGCCACUUCCGUUGAGUAUGCGUUAGUGCCGUUAACGGAAAUUCCAAGUUCACGCAAGGGUCGUUACGCUUGCAUACCCGCUGACGAUGUACGACAACUUCAUCAAAAUACAACUCGUUUCACAAGAAGCCAGGACGAUUUAGACCGAUUUUCGAGUUUGCCAGCUAACGUAAACGACCAUGACGACAGUAUUACAAGUCUACCGCCCUGUCCGACUCAAGAUAAUCCACGGCUUAAAACUGCAUUUUCGAGCGAUUUCAAAAUUGAUCAACAUAGUCAGCAACGACCUCACGAUAAUUCUCGACUUCAAGCAGCAUUUUCGAGUGAUUUUGGAAAUAAAUCGUUUAUCGUUGUCGAUCAAAAUAGCCAGCAGAGAUACGAAAUCGUGCCGACAGAAGAAGACGAAGAACUGGUGGAUGCAAAUCAUGAAAUAAUUCAAAUGCACAACGGACGAGCGCAUCGAUAUGCAAUGAUUCCAACUGAUGAUGAGGAGACGUGUUUAAGCAGCGAAUUCGAAAUGAGUCCGAUUAGAAACACCAAUAAUUAUGCGACAAUCAAAGAAUCACCACGCUAUCAGCCACCUUAUAAAUCACAACAACAACGAACCUACGUACAUCAGUCUCCCCAGAAAGACCGUCCACCAGCAACACCAACGAAAAAUGCUUUGGUAACUCAAAAAUUACACGAACUAUUGUCAACUCCACAAAAAACUCCGCUACAAAGACAAGGAAGCACAUUAAGAGCGACUCCAGUCCGUCAUAACCCUCCGGUUUUAUCCAGCACACCAAAACAAACCGAAUUUACACCACAAAAACUUCGAUAUGAACAACAUCAACCAAAUGCAUCUCAAUUUGAACAAAGAACAACAGCGGUUAUUUCGCCAAGGUUAGCAUCCCUAGCUACAUACGUUGAACCGAGUUCUGUAGGAGAUAAUAGCUCGUGGAAGAGCCUGAGCUUCCAGAAAGUUACCAAUGCGACGGCUACUAUUGGCGCAGUAUCAUUGAUGUUAAUUUUGUGUGGAAUCAUGAACUCUGGCCUUUGUCUUUACAUGAUAGCAGACUUUGGACGUAUUUAUUAUCUUGAUAUUGGAGUGAUAUCUGGAUUUGCUGCCACAGCUCUCGGAAUUUUAGGAUUCAAGUCCAGGCAAUGUGACUGGCUCCCAAACAGGAACUAUGUCUCAGGCUAUAUUUUAGUGACCGUUUUCUCGCUGCUGAACUGUUGCGGUCUGUUGGUCUUACUGUCGCUGAGGCCAUUACCCGGAGAACCCAUUCAUGACGUUACAACCGGCAUUCUGUUGGGAUUAUCAUUUUUGACAUUGUUUAUGAUUAGUUUAGGAGUAAUCACUUCAAGAUGGUGCCGUUCGCCGCCACCCGAUAAUAGGGUUGAUGUUUAUAAAGUUUAAUUUCAGAUUUUUUUUUUUGUAAUUUCUUUACAUUUAUAUAUUGCAUUUGAUGAUCUAAUUAAAGUUAUUGUAGUUUUCUUAUA
Molecule: messenger RNA, 2380 nt
Organism: Bradysia coprophila
Lineage: Eukaryota; Metazoa; Arthropoda; Insecta; Diptera; Sciaridae
Gene: spdo
Product: sanpodo
Source: RefSeq, a predicted model, not a curated record